Messenger RNA from Acanthosepion pharaonis, 564 nucleotides. NCBI's taxonomy places the organism in Eukaryota, Metazoa, Mollusca, Cephalopoda, Sepiida, Sepiidae. The record is from the annotation of a GenBank genome assembly.
AUGUUUUUGUUUGCAUCCUCCCUAAGUUCAGCAGCAAGCUCUGAAGAACUUUUCCUCCUAUCUGCAAGGGAUGCUCUUUUAAAGAUCUAUUUAUUCUUUUUUUCUUUCUUUUAUUUGCCACAUUUGCCUUUUCCCUCUUAUUCUUUUCUUUCUCAAAAUAUUAAACAUCCUUCUUUCUUUCUUUCUUUUUAUUUCCGUCAUUCACUUCUCGUAGUGAUUUCGUUCUUUCUCUUUCUCGGUCCAUUGUUUGCUACAUUCAAUUUUCAAACUGAUUUUUCCUUCCCUUUAUUUCUUUCGAUUGUGAUUCUUUCUUUAUUUCUUUCUUUUCCAUCAUCUCUUUUUCUCCACCUUCAUCAAAUGCCUUUUGUUAUCGAUUCUUUCUUUCUUUCUUUCUUUAUUUCUUUCUUUUCCAUUAUCUUUUUUUCUCCAUCUUCACGAAAUGCCUUUUCUUAUCGAUUCUUCCUUUUUUUUCCUUUGUUUGUUUGUUUGUUUGUUUCUUUCUUUCUUUCUUUCUUUUCCUUUAUCUCUUUUUCUCCACCUUCACCAAAUGCCUUUUGUUAUUGA